AUGAAGCUUGCUGUGGCUGCUGCGGUGUACGGCGUUGUCGCCGCGGCUCAAGGAAGCUCGCAUUCAACAGCCUGCUGCUUAAAACUCAACGAGGCCCCAGGUUUGGCAGACAAGGUUUACUUCCCUGAUUCAACCGACUACACGGACCGUAUGGACUCAUACUGGUCCGUAAGUGCCGCUCUGAACCCUUGGUGCGUCGUUCAACCCUCCAACGCCGAGGAUGUGUCAGUUACCCUCAAGACAAUCGCCGCAAAUAACUGCACUUUUGGUGUUCGAGGUGGCGGGCAUGGCUCCUUCGCCGGAUCGAACAGCGUGGAAGACGGCAUCACCAUCGACUUUGGCAACAUGAAUAGUACGACUUACCACCCCGAAACUAAGAUUGCAUCCAUCCAGCCUGGAGGUCAUUGGCAAACCGUCUACGACACUCUCGCGCCGCACGGCGUGGUUGUUACGGGUGGUCGCGCCGGCACAGUUGGCGUAGGCGGUUUCAUCACUGGAGGUGGCAACUCCUUCCACUCUGCGUCUCACGGGUUCGCGGCGGAUCAAGUUGCGAACUUCGAAAUCGUUUUGGCUGACGGUUCCAUUGUGGACGCCAACGCCACGUCCAAUGCCGACUUGUGGCAGGCCCUGAAGGGCAGCGGUGCCAACUUCGGACUGGUCACCCGCUUCGAUAUGUACACCAUCGAGUUUCCCGACCCCAAGAACCCCGUCAUCUGGGGCGGCAACCUCAUCUACGACCUGUCAGCUGGACCCAAGGUCGUUGACGCCCUGGUUGACUUCGCCGAAAACGUCCACAAGGACGAGAACAGCUCAUCCAUCGUGUAUUGGGCUUACAUCCCUGCCAUCGGCGGCAUGAUUCUCAAUGCGGCUAUUGAGAACACGUUGGGUGAAGUCGCUCCUCCGGCGUUCGACGCAUACUACGCUGCGGGCAACAUCACUCAAGACACUACCAAGGUCGACCUGAUGUCUGUUGUUGCCAACGAGCUUGGCGCAGGUCAGCCCGCAGGCUUCCGCAACGCAUGGUUCACCUUGGCUUUUGACAACGAUGCUCGCGUCAUGAACUACGCCGUUGAUAAGUUCUACACUCUCAACGAGGACUUGGAGAAUGCUGUUGGCGUCGACUCGGGGUUCAACACUCUCUGCAUGUUCCAGCCCAUCUCCAAGUCUAUCGUCGAAAAAGGCGUCAAGAAUGGCGGUAACAUUAUGGGUCUAGACCACUACAUUGAAAGAGGCAACGGAAUCAUGUUCCUGCUCACGCUGGCCAUCAACGGAGCCGAUAAAGAGGCCAUUGCCUUUGCAUUGGUUAAGGCUUACACCGAAGAUGUCGACAACUACGCAAAGUCACUGGAUUUGGCCUGGGAGUGGAAGUAUCUCAACUAUGCCCACAAAGUGCAGGAUGUAAUUUCCACCUUCGGUGAGGCCGCUAUCGAGAAGUUGAAAGCGGCUUCGGUCAAGUACGACCCUAGAGGUGUCUUCCAGAACUUGCGUCGCUCGGGCUUUAAGAUUCCCGUCUAG
This is a messenger RNA of Colletotrichum karsti, 1515 nucleotides long. RefSeq names its product FAD binding domain-containing protein. The coding region runs from base 1 to 1515 and encodes 504 amino acids. Lineage: Eukaryota; Fungi; Ascomycota; Sordariomycetes; Glomerellales; Glomerellaceae. The record is from RefSeq and is a predicted model, not a curated record. The transcript is spliced from 3 exons. Gene Ontology annotation, molecular function: FAD binding.